Messenger RNA from Stomoxys calcitrans (stable fly), 5401 nucleotides. It is a transcript of the gene Sara, whose product is annotated as zinc finger FYVE domain-containing protein 9. Gene Ontology annotation, molecular function: metal ion binding. Bases 490 to 4812 code for a protein of 1440 amino acids. Lineage: Eukaryota; Metazoa; Arthropoda; Insecta; Diptera; Muscidae. Gene Ontology annotation, biological process: endosomal transport. The transcript is spliced from 9 exons. Gene Ontology annotation, cellular component: early endosome membrane. The record is from RefSeq and is a predicted model, not a curated record.
CCGACGAUUACACUUUGUUCGAGGAGAAAUAUUAUUUGUUGGGUUGGAAUAUUAAUUGGAUUUGUUCAUGAUGAAAACUCCAAGCAAGGAUAAAUAACUUUAAAAAAGCUAUAUGCAAGUGCCUGAUAUGAGGAUCGAUUGAGUGGCAGUAUAAGAAAUCGACGGUAAAGGAUACUUUGAUACUUCUUGCAAUCGCACUGACCUGUAAACAAAAACAGAGGAUAGAAAGAUAAGCUGGGAAGCAUUUGAUAAAGACGCAAAUUAAGCAAUUAAUGCGAGUGAUUCAUCGUUAUCAUCUUGGCACACACACUCCACCACUACUCCGCUGCUGCGCUGGAUAAACUGUGGAGACACUAACUGUUGGUCAAUUGUUUCUUUUUACCGGCAGCUGAUUUGGGAAUGGUGUGAAAACAUAUCCAUCAGCUGCUCUAAGGACAAUAGAAAGUUGGAUUACUCCUUGACUUAGUGAGGACAUAGUUUAAGGACAACAUGGAUUUGGUUGAUAUUGACCAGGUAUUAGAUAAUCUUGAGCUGCAUGAAGAGGAGGCCAACGAACAACAACGAAAAAAACUUGAGGAGACUAAGAAAAAGGAAGUGACACAACACAAAAGCGGCACUGCCAAUGGUUUUGUCUCCCAAGCAAGUGCAGGCUUCAAAGCAGUUUCCCUGGUUUUCAACAGUUUGGAUGACUAUUGUAAAAAUGUUGAGUCUUUAGAUACACAUGCGACUUCGGUGUCUUCUCUCAAUGAACAGUUACAGGCCAAACAGGUAGAAUGUCGCGAAAAAUCUGGUUUCCAGCCCUCACAUAUGGUAGCUACGUCUCGUCAGGAAUUGGAGGAAUAUGAAAAUGAGGUCGAAGAGAGCAAAGAUAUACAGAAAUUCGUAGAGAAGCCGCGGAAGAAGAAACUUACCACUAUCAUAGAUAAGGAUUCUCCCGAUGAGUCCACGAAUUCGCAGAGUUCGGAGUCACUGACCACUUCUUCAAAUUCCACUUUUUCUUCGGGUCCCUCAUUAGAUGCUGAUGACUCUCUGGAGGAACCAACACCUUUGACCAACUCUGGCGAAAAUGUAAUAGGUGAGAGAAGUGUGGAGGCGCAGGAGCCUCAUAACGAGCAACUAACAAAUAAUGAGCAGCUGUCCGACAAUCAAUGUUUGCUGGAAAGUUCUGAGGCCAAAGAAGAGCCGCAAACCUCUGUGGUCGAAGUUAGCGAUGAAGAGGCCAACUAUUUAAGCGAGAUUUCAAAUUCGUUGGACUUAAUACAGCAAAAUCUCCAAAACUCCACAAAUGUUGAAGAGCUGACACAUGGCCUGUCCUCCAUAUCUCUUACCAGCGCUAAUUUACAAUCUCAAUCGGUAUUACAUUUGGAGACCUCGCUUUCAUCGUCCAUGGGCAAGGUGUUGGAAGACCUAACGGAUUCCAACAUAACUUCAGCUCUGACUCAGACGAGAGACAUGGCUCCGAUAGCUCCGAAUACACCCAUAGAAGAAUCUUCUGAGGCAGCCAACACUUCGGUGGAAGUACUACAUGAACAAUCUGUACCUGAUUCUCAACAGCUACCACAACAGCAACAAGGGCCGCCAAUUUAUAAUUAUAACCAAGCCGUGUGCAAUGAAGCCAAUUCACCAAUUCAGCAGCAGCCGGUCACAUUUUGUUCAACUAUGGAUGAAAUUUCGGAUACAGAACUGGAUUCCAUGUUGCAAGAAAUGGAUGUAGAUGAAGAGGCUGUUGCCGAAAAUACCACGCCAGCGGUUGACGACAUGAAACCCGAACAAACCGAGAGUCUCAGUGCGAUGCCACAAACAGAGUCGGUAGUGCAAAAAAUAGAAAAUGUUAUCGCCGAACCGUUGGACGACAUUUUAUCAAAUGAAAGUUCCGGCGACCAUCCAAAUGGAGACAGUUUUUCUCAAGCAUCGACAGUAGAAUUUUCGGAAAUUCGACCCCAAAAUCAUCAAGACUUGGGCGAUUGCGAGGAAAGCAUGGUCAUAAACUCCGCGGUAUCCUCCUAUAGCAAUAGUGAAUCUUCAUCCUUGGAAGGUGAUAUUAUUCAGACAAAGAAUUUGGAAGCAGAGGACACGGAUCCAUCUCGACCCCAAAGACCAACCUCACUGGAUUUGCCGGCAGUACAAGCCCAAGCCCUUGACAUCUAUGCCAACGCCGGACAAACACCACCAGGUUCUGAACAGGCAGAAGUGGGAGCAGCAACAGAAGAGGAUUUGCAAACUCCACCAUCGCCGGAUGUGGAACCCGAAACCAGUCCCGUAGCAAAUGAUAUUGCCGAGGCAACUGGUUAUAGUGAAGAUCCCCAUGCUAAUUUGGGGAAAAUUCCACCUAUAUGGGUGCCUGACAACAUGGCCACCGGCUGUAUGCAAUGCAGCGCUAAAUUUACCAUGAUAAAACGCCGUCACCAUUGCCGUGCGUGUGGCAAAGUCCUGUGUUCUGUAUGUUGUUCGCAAAAAUUCAAAUUGGAAUUUCUAACUGAACCCGAAUCCAGAGUUUGUGUGCAGUGCUAUUUAAUUCUUACGCAAAGGCAAACAUCCCAGCCAGUUGGAUCUUUGACAUCCGGUCCUCAUGUAAAUCCUAACAAUGCAGCACGCUCGCCAAAUCCAAAUAACCCUAUGGAAUAUUGUUCGACCAUUCCCCCACACCGACAGGUUAGUGGAGAUGUGAAAACACCACCUUCGGUUAUUGUGCCGGUGGGCGUGUUAAAAAAGGACACCGGAAGUUACUCAUCAACUUCGUCCAACUCAAGUGGUCAAAAGGCACGCAAACGAAAGUCGGUCAUGUUUAGCGAUGGCAUUGCUCCGGGCAGUCAUUUGGCCAGCAUUGAACUGUGGAAUGAACAGCCUAAGCAAGCGCGACGGCAGAGUUCUUCGAAUCGUAAUGCAGCAGCGAAUAAGCCAGCUACACCACGUUCUGAAUAUAUAACAGAUGCCACAACAAUGGGUUUGGUGGCACAAUUGUUUAGAGGAUCCAUUCCACCGAUGGCGGCAGCGGCAACCCUAAAUACAGCUGCACAAUCUGUGACAACAUCGUCGCCAGUAGCAAGUGCUACCAAGCAAUCCAACAACUCAGCGACAGCAAGCAGCACUCCUAAAAUAAUCGAGACUAACCGCUCCAAACGUUUGCCACCUUCAGGAUGCGAUGACAAUGGCUGUUUCAUUCCCGAUACCGAAGGAAGUUUGCCACCUAUUGUUAUAACGAAAGACGAAACUGGUUGUGAUUUUGAUUAUAAAGAUGUCGUAAAUAACUAUGAUUUGGUAUUGCGUUUACAAAAAGAAACCCUAAAAUUUGCCGUGCAAAAAAAUUUCUUUGUUUUUGUUAAAAUAGUCAAUUUAAAAUGUUGUUUGAAUCGAACAGUGAUUAACUUUACCACAUGUGGCAUGCAUCAUGUGGGCAAUGAUGAAAUUAUUAUCCUUUUGGAAUUCGAGCCACCAGCGUCAAAAGAAGAAGCUGCCGGCUCCGGGUUUUUAAUACCACGUGAUGUUUUCGUGCAUUUGAAUGAAAUCUACAAUAAUGCCGAAGCCGGAAGUCCUAUACAGGAAUUGUCACAUACUAGCCCUCAACAGGGCACAUUUUUGGGAUCUCGCGAUUAUGGAGGUUUUAUUUUCAUUAGGCCCACGUUCCAGUGCAUGCUUGAUGUCAUACAACCGGACAAACCCUAUCUGAUAGGGAUAUUGAUACAUCGCUUUGAAAUUCCUUGGGCCAAAAUAUUCCCUUUGCGUUUGAUGUUGCGAUUGGGAGCCCAAUAUCGCUAUUAUCCUUGCCCACAUGUGUCCAUGUGCAAUAGGGAAUCGGUUUAUGCUGAAAUUGCUCAGACAAUAAUGGUGUUCUUGGCUGAUUUCCGCAACUAUACUUAUACUCUGCCUUUCAUAAGGGGUAUGUACAUCCACAUGGAAGAUCGCCAGACUACGGUAGCCAUUCCUCGCAAUCGACUAGAUGAUGUGGUGAAAGCCAUUAACAAUUCCAGCGAUCAUAUAUUGGCUUUUGGUGGGAAUUUUUCCAAAACUGCCGACGGUCAUUUGGUGUGUAUGCAAAAUGUUAACGAUGAUCGAACAGAAAUGUAUGCUUACUCCACACAAGCCAUCAACAUUCAGGGACAACCACGUAAAGUCACCGGUGCUAGUUUCUUUCUUCUAAACGAGUCCUUAAAGCCCAGCAGUGGUCUUUCGGGAAAAUGUAGUAUUGUGGAGGAUGGCCUUAUGGUUCAAAUAUUGCCCUCACAAAUGGCAGAAGUGCGUGAGUCACUGAAAAAUCAAAAGGAUGUCACAAUUGUUUGCGGUCCCAUAGGAGCUGAUAUUCAUCAAACUGAAAUUGUUUGCCUGAAAUGGGUGAACAAUGAUAAGGAGUUUAAUAUUGGGGUAAAAUCGCCCAUUGAUGACCGUCUGAUGGAUGGCGUGUCGAGUAUGCGAGUCCAUGCCAGUUUCAACUAUUCCAAUUCGAAUUAUGCAAUACGUUUAACGGACAUAUAUGUGAUUCAGCAUGCCGAUUGGUAUAAUACAAAUUCAUCCACAUUGAGUGCGUCCACCACCUCGGAUGUAACACGAAUGACCGAACAAAUAGCCCGUAGUACAUCAAUGGCAUUGGUGCCAUUCCUAGAUCUUUUGGCAGCGAGUAAAAGUACGAAAAUUGGUUUAAGAGCCACUCUACACCAGGACAAUGUUUGUUAUGAAGCUGGAGCUCGUGGCUCAAAAUUACCUCCUCUAUAUAUGAAUGCGCUUGAUAACCAUUUGAUUCCUACCCUACAUGAUAUCUCAGCAGGCAUAGAGGAGGCCCUUAUAUUAGAACUAAUCUUUUACAUAUUAAAUGUUUAGUAAAAUAAUCGAUAGAAUUGCGACGACAAAUGAAACGACUACAGAAAUUUUAUCCCAAAUGAUAAACCUAGCCCCUGCGCCCCCAAAAUAUAUAAGUGCAAUGGAAUUAGAAUCAAAAUUUAGCUAAGAUUUUUCAUAGAACGUGGUCGAUUGUAAAAGGGAAGGCGAAAAAAAAGAGUAAUUAAUAUAAAUUAAUUCAAGUUAUUGUAAAUCAAUUCUCAAAUUUUGUAGAAAUUAAAAUCUCGUGUUUUUAAAUUUAUUUUCUUUUUGCUAAAACUAUAUAUUUGUUAAACGACUGUACACAUGGAAUGUGUACAUUAUUAGCGCUCUGUGAAUCCUUCGUUUGUUGUUCUCUAUAAUUUUCUCACUGAAAAUAGGAGCACAUUUGAACAGGGAUCUUUUUAUUUACUGUAUUUUUGGGGAACACACUCUUCUUACAUAUAUAUACACACACACACCCACAUAUAUAUAUAUAUAUACAAAGAACUAUAAUGAUAACGAACGUAGAAAUAUUUAAUGUAUUAUAUAAUGUUUAUUAAGCUUGUAUUAUUGUUUAAAAAAGAUUCCCUUUAUUUCUCUCAUUCAAAUG